UACCUGUCGUACACGUACAUGGUCAUUCCCGCUAGGUUGUGUUAGUCCAACAGUCUUAACAUCCUCCAAGCCGACGUACAUGGCUGUGGUGCAAUCGUAAUAGAAGAAGUGAGCUUCAGCUGCUGCUUCACGUAUUACAACCCCCACGCCUGUAGCAAAUUCGACGAACCGUUAGUCCGCUUUGCCGUCGUCGUCAGGGUACACCAUUGUGGGACUUGGCUAGAAUAGCUUGCAACAUUGCGUUAGCAAUGGCGACCGUAACUACUACACCCCCUCCGAUAGCUACGCCGUCUCCACCAAGAUCACUGCAGCGGAAACCCCUGCCACCGUCGAAGCCGUCUCCCGGCUCUCCGCAGUUGAGAAGCUCUCACCACCAUGAACAUCAAAAUUCGAUAGCUGCAGAACCUACCACGGGAUCGCUGUCGGUGAGGAAUGGUCUCAUGUCUUCAGCAAGGACUGGCUUUCAACCAGGGGGAAACUGGACUCAGCCAGACAGUGCAGCGGUUCAAAAUGGCGAGUUCGAGCACAUAAGGCACAUGUCAAAUCAAGAUAGAGAGCUGCCCAAAUCACCCAUUCCUCCCACGCCGCCACCCCAUAGUCCUAUGCAUGUCCAGGCUCGGAUGCAGCAUGGGGCGCCGCCGAAACAGCAAACCCUGGAAAGCUCAAUAUCUCCCAAGUUUGCCGUAGAUUUACCGCAUAGAACCGGCCAAAUCAAUGCAAACAUAGGCGUUGACCAUGUUUUUGCUAAUACCUCGACGUCCCUGGAGCAAGAUGGUGAAAGCAUUCGGGAUGCGGCUUCCAGCCAGGACCCGUAUAGGCAGAGUCGCGAGUCCGAUACCACCCUUAGUACUCGCCAACAAACAUCAACAGAUUCAUCCGUUGAGACAAGCGCCAGCUCGCUGUCAGGGGGCCUUAAUGAGACGUCUGAGAGCCAGGUUCAAUGCGAUAGCAUGUCUGUAAAGGAAUCCAUUAUAGAGGGUACGAUACCAGAGGAACCACCGGUGCCGCAGCUGCAAUAUCACCACCAGCCUUUCCAGACUCGUGUGUCCAGUGUCCCAUUAGAGGCAAGUUCUCGAAAUUCAUCCACGCCCGAUGUCUCCGAGAGUGCAUUAGCCAUCAACCGUCACCUGACACCUAAUUCGUAUUAUGUGAGGAGGAGCUCUUUACCACGUCCCCAAUCGUCUUAUUCAUUGUACUCUGAUCUGGGCCAACGUGGCCGCUCUCCUGCCCUUGGAGCUCCUCAUGCUCGCGCCCCUUCUCAAAACCGUAGAUCACCCGACAAUAGAGCUUCGUCAUAUGGUGAACUGUUGAAUAUCCCUUACCCUCAGCCAGCACCAGCACCCAUUACAUUUGACAACUCAUACUUACGCAACAAUGUGGGUAAUAAUGCUUCCCUAUUAAGCACGCAGAAGACACUUGAGAUGUAUCGGCAGAACGUGAAGAAAACAAAUGACUUUUCCAUCCAAUACUCCUUUGCGGUAUUCCUGAUAUCUACAGCACAGGAACAGGGUCUGGACUACGAUGAACCUUCGCGAAGAAAGCCAAGUCCAAAACAAGGUUCUCAGAUGGGCGGGGUAGAGUCGUCGCCAACAGAAUUAAUACGGGAAGCUAAAAGUAUUUUAACAAGGCUAGCCAACGGUGGCUACCCGUUUGCCCAGUACUACCUUGCAGAUGGGUACGCGUCAGGUCUCUUCAAUAAAGGCAAGGAAGAUUAUAAUGCAGCGUUCCCCCUCUUCGUCCUCGCCGCAAAGCACGGCCACGCCGAAUCAGCUUACCGUGCCGGGUUGUGCUACGAAUUUGGAUGGGGCUGUAGGAAAGAUCCAGCUAAAGCAGUUCAAUUCUUGAGAUCGGCCGCAUCCAAAAAUCACCCUGGCGCAAUGACGAGGCUAGGAAAGGCGUGUCUGUCUGGGGACUUGGGUGAAAACCGGUAUCGAGAAGGCAUCAAGUGGCUAAAAAGAGCUACUGAAACCGCCGAUGCUAUGUAUAAUUCGGCACCAUACCAGCUUGGUAUGAUGUACGAGACAGGCUACGGUGACGACAUCUUUAAAGACGAGAACUAUGCUGCUGAGCUGUUCACACAAGCUGCGGAGCUCGGUCACCCAGAGGCUGGCUAUCGAAUGGGCGAUGCCUACGAGCACGGGAAGUUAGGCUGCCCUCUGGAUCCAGCGCUCAGUGUUCAUUUCUACACUGGCGCAGCAGAGCGGGGACAUGCUGCGGCCAUGAUGGGUCUUUGUGCUUGGUAUUUGGUAGGAGCAGAACCUAUCCUUGAGAAAGACGAGGAAGAGGCUUACGAGUGGGCCCGCCGGUCUGCUGAGCUGGGCUUUGUAAAGGCCCAGUAUACUGUCGGAUACUUUACCGAAAUGGGCAUUGGAUGUCGCCGUGAUAUCCUCGAGGCCAAUGUAUGGUAUGUCAAGGCGGCGGAUGCUGGCGAUGAACGUGCAAAACAAAGACUCCAGGCCAUCCGCCUAGCCGUGAGUGGUGGAACCCCCAUGGAUGUCGCACCCGCCAAGAGUAGUAAAAUGAGGAAAAGUCAGAGCAAAGAGGAUAAAGACUGUGUCGUCAUGUAGGCAGGGUUCUACAGAUACAGAAAGGAGAACUUUUCUGAGGAGGUGACCUUUUUUGAAUACUGUCCGGAAGCGAGGGUGAUCACCCGAGUCAUAAUUCUCUUCCUGAGCUGCGACUCGGAGAAUGAAGGUUGGGAAUUAGAAGGGGCCAAUGGGAUAAAGCCCUAAAGUGCUUUUAUACGAUCUCUAGAAGGACUUGGGUCGGGUUAGUCCCUGU
This is a messenger RNA of Xylaria bambusicola, 2781 nucleotides long. Its product is annotated as HCP-like protein. The record is from RefSeq and is a predicted model, not a curated record. Lineage: Eukaryota; Fungi; Ascomycota; Sordariomycetes; Xylariales; Xylariaceae. The coding region runs from base 249 to 2567 and encodes 772 amino acids. The transcript has 2 exons. Gene Ontology annotation, molecular function: protein binding.